Molecule: messenger RNA, 888 nt
Organism: Microthlaspi erraticum
Lineage: Eukaryota; Viridiplantae; Streptophyta; Magnoliopsida; Brassicales; Brassicaceae
Source: the annotation of a GenBank genome assembly
AUGGGUAAUGUGACUUCAAACAUGGCGGCAAAAUUCGCAUUCCUCCCACCGUCACCGGCUACGUACGGCGUAAGUAAAGACGAGGAGACCGGAAAGCUCAUGUUCACCGGUGUCACGCCGGAGAAAAGCAUGGACGUUCAUCAAAUCACCACUAAAUCCGGCAACAAAGUCAUCGCUACGUUUUGGAAACACCCUUUUGCAAGAUUCACUCUUCUCUAUUCCCAUGGCAAUGCUGCAGAUCUUGGCCAAAUGGUCGAGCUCUUCAUCGAGCUCCGCGCUCAUCUCCGCGUCAACAUCAUGAGCUAUGAUUAUUCAGGCUAUGGAGCUUCAACAGGAAAGCCGACAGAAACAAACACGUACCACGAUAUCGAGGCUGUGUACAAUUGCUUGAGGACCGAGUACGAUCUCAAGCAAGAAGAUUUGAUUCUGUAUGGUCAGUCCGUUGGAAGCGGACCGACGUUGUACUUAGCGUCUAGAUUGAAGAGACUAAGAGGAGCUGUUCUUCACAGCGCCAUUCUCUCUGGCAUUAGAGUCUUGUAUCCUGUCAAGAUUACAUUCUGGUUCGAUAUAUUCAAAAACAUUGAUAGGAUACGUCAUGUGACAUGCCCUGUUCUUGUCAUACACGGAGCAAAAGAUGAGAUUGUGAACAUGUCGCAUGGGAAGCGAUUGUAUGAGCUUGCAAAGGACAAGUAUGAUCCAUUGUGGGUUAAAGGAGGAGGGCAUUGCAACUUGGAGACAUAUCCAGAGUACAUAAAGCAUCUGCGUAAGUACAUAAACGCCAUGGAGAAACUCGCUCUCAACAAUCCGACAACGAAACAACAAGACGACGAUGAGCCAAACGUCAACGAAACUAAGCACAAUCGGUGCUUAAGAUUCAGGAAAAAGUAG